Messenger RNA from Penicillium salamii, 1110 nucleotides. The record is from the annotation of a GenBank genome assembly. NCBI's taxonomy places the organism in Eukaryota, Fungi, Ascomycota, Eurotiomycetes, Eurotiales, Aspergillaceae.
AUGACUGUAACAAAAGAGACUCAGACUCCCAAUGAGGCUUUUGUUCUGCAUCCAGGGGGCAAAUUCUUUUUCGAAGAGCGCAGCAAACCAACGAUACAAUCUUCCCGAGAUGUCAUAGUCCAAAUUAUGGCCACUGGCCUUUGCGGCUCAGAUGUUCACUAUUGGCAACACGGCCGGAUAGGCCGGUACGUCGUCGAAGACCCCAUAACUCUAGGCCACGAAUCGACAGGAAUCGUGGUUGAAAGCGGAAGCGAUGUACAGGGUCUCGCAAUCGGCGAUCGCGUUGCCCUGGAGCCAGGCGUUGCCUGUAACACAUGUGCGCAUUGUCGCAACGGUCGCUAUAACCUGUGUAAAGACAUGCGUUUCGCCGCAACACCACCAUACGACGGAACCCUCGCCACAUACUAUCGCGUCCCUGUGGAAUGCUGCUUCAAGCUUCCACCCCACAUCUCCCUACGAGACGGUACUCUGAUUGAACCUCUCAGUGUCGCCGUGCACAGUUCUCGGCUUGCAGGCAAUAUGCAAGAGAAAUCGGUUGUUGUGUUCGGAGCUGGCCCGGUUGGUCUACUCUGCUGUGCAGUCGCACGAGCAUUCGGUGCGUCAAAGGUUGUUGCAGUGGAUGUUGUUCCGGCUCGAUUGAGCUCUGCAUCCAAGUAUGGCGCUACACAUACCUAUCAGAUGACCACCGAAACGGCAGAAAAGAAUGCAGCAGAUCUCCUGGCUGCUGCAGGACUGAACCUGGGGGCUGAUAUCGCUUUGGAUGCGACUGGCGCGGAACCCUGCUUGAACUGUGGUAUCCUCGCCCUCGCACAGGGCGGGACGUUCGUUCAGGUUGGGCUGGGAAAGCCGAACCUUUCUCUUCCAGUCGGUCAGAUCUGUGAUAAAGAGAUUGUCUUCAAAGGGAGCUUCCGAUAUGGGCCUGGUGACUUCCAGUUGGCGAUUGGAUUACUGGAUUCGCGUCGGGUUAGACUGGAUGGUCUCAUUACCCACGAAUUCCCCUUCACCCAGGCAGAGCAGGCGUUUGAAAAUGUUGCUGGCCGCACUGGAAUCAAGAGUGUGAUAUAUGGACCAGGUGUUGACGAGAAAGCAGCCAAUGUAGCUUCAGAAUAG